Molecule: messenger RNA, 2883 nt
Organism: Closterium sp. Yama58-4
Lineage: Eukaryota; Viridiplantae; Streptophyta; Zygnematophyceae; Desmidiales; Closteriaceae
Source: the annotation of a GenBank genome assembly
AUGCGGGACAUAGUAUCUAGAUUUUUAGGAGGCGGCGGGCUGGAACACCCCUUCGCUGACAUCAAUGACUUUGUUGGCUCGGCAUCUCCGAAUGCCGAAGACGUGCCGACCUCGGAUGCUGAAGAUGAGGGCGACAUGGAGGAGGGCACUGAAGCUCCACACCCUGGCGGUACAGACACCAACGACGAAGUGCAGUCGGAGGAUGAGUCCGACUACGAGAGCGACUUCGACGAUGGUGAUUCUUCCGAUACCGAUGAUGACGCGAGCGCCGUCGACGUGAACGAGUUCAACACGGCCUUGGAGUUCUUCCGCUUUGUCAUCGGGUGCAAUGGCGGCCAAGGCCUCAGUGACGAGUCCACUGCCUGGCUUUUCAAGCUACUGCGCGACCCACGUCUGGAUCUGGAGGCUAUUCGACCUUGGCUUACCAAAUACGCCAUGCUUCACAUUCCACCCUUGCCUCUGUCCGCCCUGCAGCAUUCCGCCCUUUUCCCCUCAGUCCGCCCUUUCAUCUUUCCGCAUUUCCCUAUGUCCGCCCUCUGUGCGCACUUGAAUAUACCCGACCUUGCCUCAUUCCGCCCUUUGCCUAUCUCCGCCUUGCAGCAUUCCGCCCCUGCCACUGUCCGCAUUACAGCAUUCCGCCCUACUCCCCUCAUUCCGCCCUUGCCUUUUCCGCCCUUGCCUCUGUCCGCCCUGCAGCAUUCCGCCCUUUUCCCCUCAGUCCGCCCUUUCAUCGUUCCGCAUUUCCCUCUGUCCGCCCUUUUCAUCGUUCCGCAUUUCCCUCUGUCCGCCCUUUUCAUCGUUCCGCAUUUCCCUCUGUCCGCCCUCUCAUCUUUCCGCCUUGCCUCAUUACGCCCUUUGCCUCUCUCCGCCUUGCAGCCUUCCGCCCUUGCAUCUGUCCGCCUUGCUGCAUUGAGCUUUUUGCCUCUGUCCGCUCUUCAUCACGGCUUUCAGAUGUUUGCCCUUCCGGUUCACUCGGUGGCGGGACGCGUGUAUACAAGGCCAGAGUCUGGUGUUUUGUGGGAAGCCGCACAGGACGCCCUGGACGCUAUUUAUGGGCCGGGCCAGGUGGUGGCACCCAUCAUCAUUUCAAGCGACGCAACGAUUCUCAGCGGGAAUGAGCGUGUGAAGGUCUGGGCGGUCUACCUUAGCAUCGCCAACAUCCACCUCCGUCUCCGAUGGGGGGAUUCCGGGAAGAUUCUGCUAGCACUACUCCCGAUGCCUAUACAUGGGAUGACGGCCGAGCAGAAGGUGCAGCUCUUCCAAGCUGCGAUGCAGGUGGUCCUCGCUGACCUGAUUCUCGCAUCACACACGGGGAUAGCGGCCCGGGAUCCAUGGGGGGUCGACAGGGUCAUCUGGCCCAUACUCUUCUCCUACGUGGCGGACUUCCCUGAAACCUGCAAGGUUUCGUGCACACAGCAGCAUGGCAGUCAGAUGCCGUGCUCUUUGUGCUAUGUGGAUCGAGGGCAGCUCAGGAACAUGACGGCGGGGGCUUCGGAAUCGCGCUCGGUGGAGCAGCAGUCAUCACUGAUUGCCAACCCUGCGCUCGCGAGGCAGUACUCCACACUCUGUGUCGCGUCGUUCCUAUGGGAGUGGAACUUCUCCCGUACGCUCUGGGGGAACACCUACCUGUCGCAGAUGCCGGAUAUUCUGCACAUCAUCUACCUUGGGUUCUGGCUGUACCUUCGCGCCGCACUGCGUGGACCCGAUGGACGCGCCGCCACCUUAGACGCGCGUCAGAAUCCACUACACCCUGGUGCAAGGCUGGCGGGUCUGCUAACUCCUGGUGAUGCAGCGUACUGGGUCUCCGGUGCCAACUUCACGGCGUCGGAGCACGCCGGCGUCAUGAUGAUUGUACCUUUCGUGCUGGAGGGCGAAGUAGCGGUGAUCAACAGCCGCACGAUUGUCGCCUUCCUGGACUGGCACGAGACAUUCGUGAGGGCAGCGGUGCACACGGAUGAGAGCCUGAGCGCCUUCGACACUGCCACCCGCAGGAUGGUGCAGUUGGUGGAGAGCACCUUCCCUCGCGAACACGCCGGAUGGAACCUUGUGAAGGUGCACCUGCUGCUUCACCUUACGGAGGCGAUUCGAAGGGGUGGCCUGCCUCGAGAGUACUCUGCAGCGGUGUACGAGAACGCACACAUCCGUACCUGCAAGAGGCCGUACCGCAGGUCCAACCACCGGGACCUGAUGCGGGCGAUUGCGCAGCACAACACCAACACGGCUCUUCUGACCCGCCUCCCAACCAACCUCGAGGGAGAUCGCCAGUACAACACGGCGAUGCGCCGGGCGAUCGCCGCUGGUCUGCCCCAGCUGUGCCGCCAGCGAUCCCGGAUGCACAGUGCGAUCUGUGACAGGGAGCAGGCUCCCCUGGACCUGUACGCGACGUACGAUGCCGCGAUCCCCGGAGGCAUUGGGCCCUACGCCUACCUGACGCGCCUCUACGGCUACGUCUCUUUUCCAGCAUGGGUCCACACGGCGCUGGCUCUGCCAGCCCGCGAGACGGACUACGGCCUGAUCAGGCCGCACUAUGUCCGCGCCAGCCCCUCGCACCAUGGCGCUCCCGCCUUCUCGUUCAUCGAGUAUGAGACCGGGAGCGGGGAGACUGUGCACGGCCGCGUGCACCUUCUCCUGACGCUGAUGAUGAACAGCGAGGAUGCACACCCCGCGGGAGAGGCCGUGGCGUUUGUGAGGCAGUGGUACCCCUCACAGGUGGACGAAGGCACUGGCUGCAUGAGGAUGCGGCCCUCCGACGACGAUCUGAGCUACGAUCUCGUGCCGGUCAUAGCCGUCCAGAGGACCGUGCACAUGGUGGAGUCGUUUGUGACUCCUGGUCUCUGGUAUCUGAACAGGUGGGCGGGUCGCUGCCGCGAGGAGUUGACAUAA